Pyrus x bretschneideri (Chinese white pear) is the source of this 1689-nucleotide messenger RNA. Its product is annotated as probable receptor-like protein kinase At4g10390. Gene Ontology annotation, cellular component: plasma membrane. Gene Ontology annotation, molecular function: protein kinase activity; ATP binding. Gene Ontology annotation, biological process: protein phosphorylation. The record is from RefSeq and is a predicted model, not a curated record. The coding region runs from base 214 to 1602 and encodes 462 amino acids. Lineage: Eukaryota; Viridiplantae; Streptophyta; Magnoliopsida; Rosales; Rosaceae. The transcript has 2 exons.
GCACACUAAACUAUUUCUCUUGCUUUUCAAUUUAUGAAAUCAAUAAAUAAAAAAAGGCUAAGAUCUUGAUUUUGAUUGGUGCGAGAUCUAAAUACACGCUCUUUUUCCUUUUCCUUUUUCAAUUCCAUAUGUGGGAAAGUAGGAAGGAAGCUUGCCCAUUUGUUUCUUUUAUGUCUAGAUCGAGAUCACCCCUGCCAGAUUGUGCCUCCUUCCAUGGCCAAAUCUCACCUCAAAGAAGAAGACGAAGUUGUUACAGAAAGACCACACGCUUACAGUUUUGUCUGCUGUUACUCCUACUUCUUCACCUCCAUACUUUUGUUUUCCUCACUCUCUACUUUCUCCGAGGCUUCUCGCUCCAUCCCAACCACCACCACCAGGUCCACCACCCUCCUUUCUCUCUCCUUCUCUUCCUCUCUCUCCUCCACCAACCCACCGUCAACCUCCCCUUUAAAACCAUCUUCCCCCGUUGACACUUCCAAAACCCUGAUCACAUCUCUCACAAUCUCCGCCGCCGCUGCCUUCCUCAUUGUUUCAGUCAUGGUGGUAAUUAGAUGUUUCGGAUUCAGAUCAAAACGCAAGCAAAAUCGAAUCGACGUCGAGAAGGAGGACCAUAUUGAAGAAAGUGGGGAGUUUAGCGUGAAGAAAUUGAGGUGGGAUUGGAUAGAGAGAUCUACUGAUGGCUUCUCCAAGGUGAUUGGAACUGGAGGGUUCAGCAAUGUGUACUUGGCGCGAAACCCGGACCCUAAUUCCAGUGAUGGGUUCUGUGCGAUUAAGGUCCACAACGGCAGCGAGCGGCUGAGCCGGGUUUUUAAGCAAGAACUCGAUAUUCUCCUCCGCCUUGAGCACCGCCACAUCGUCAAGCUUCUUGGCUACUCCGACAACCAAGAGGAGGGUGCUCUGGUUUUCGAGUACGUCGCCAACGGAAAUCUCCAAGAGAAGCUCCACGGCGGAGACGCCACCUCAGCGCUGCCAUGGAAGAACCGAAUGGCAAUCGCCUUCCAAAUCGCACAAGCAUUAGAAUACCUCCACGAGAAAUGCGCCCUCCAAAUCGUUCACAAGGACAUCAAAGCCUCAAAUAUCUUGCUCGACGAAAAUCUCAACUGCAAGCUCUGCGAUUUCGGGUCGGCGAAGAUGGGGUUUUCCUCGACGGUCCAACCGCCGUCGUCGAUGAGAAAUCACGUCUUGACGAUGAUGGGCUCGCCGGGUUACACGGACCCGCACUACCUCCGAACAGGAAUCGCUUCGAAGAAAAACGACGUAUACAGCUUCGGCGUUUUGAUCUUGGAGCUCGUGACCGGAAUGGAGGCAUUUUGCUCCGAAAAAGGGCAGUUCUUGACGACGUUGGUGGGGCCCAGGUUGAGGUACGGCGGUUGUGACGCAGCGGAGGUGGCCGAGUUGGUGGACCCGCGGUUGGGCGCUGCGGGGUUUGACGUCGAAGAGGCCAAGACCAUGCUUGGCAUUUCGGCAACGUGCUUGCGUCAGUCACCGACACUGAGGCCUUCGGCUACUCAAGUAUUGGAGACCAUUCGGGAGAAAGUUUCGUCUGUUUCGUUUCUACAGUCAGUGUCUGAUGACAUGCCAAAGAAAUUGUAUACUAGUUGAUUGCUUGAUUGAUCCCAGCCGUUGAUUUGGACGACCUUGUUGAGUUGAUUGUAUAAAAAAAGAUGUAAAAGAAAGCUGGUUUAAUAA